Brassica napus (rape) is the source of this 1468-nucleotide messenger RNA. RefSeq lists its product as uncharacterized. The transcript is spliced from 2 exons. NCBI's taxonomy places the organism in Eukaryota, Viridiplantae, Streptophyta, Magnoliopsida, Brassicales, Brassicaceae. The record is from RefSeq and is a predicted model, not a curated record. The coding region runs from base 107 to 1462 and encodes 451 amino acids.
UCGUUGAGCCACUGAUAUCAUAUCUGUUAGAAUUGAUUCCCAUUCACGAGUUCGCCCUAACUCACGAAACCUCUCAGACACGGGAAUCGAGAAGCCGCCACAAGCCAUGUCUCUUGACGCCGGCGGUGCCCCUUGCCGUCGGCGUCGACUCCUCCGCCGCUCUGCUUCCGCUUCUCUUCUUUUCUUUUGCUCCAUUUUCGUUUCAAGCUUCAGCAUCUCUUUCUGCAACUCGUUGAUUCCGGUUCUUUCCAUGGAUACGUACGGUUCUUCUCGACAGCCCGCGUCACCACCGCCUCGUUUCAACCCUCGGAGAUCUCUCGACGGGCUCAGUCAUUCGAGGCCUCCCAUCUCGUCGACGGAGUACAUGUCGGGGUCACCGUCUGUCGUCUCUUUUCUACUGUCUCCGCCGCUCCCUUCCGCUCCUCGCCGCCAAGUCUCCCCUGUCUGUCGAUUUGAAUCCAUCAGAUCUGAACUCCACUCCGUCGUAGAUCUACUCCGGUCCUCCUCCGACACUCUCACCUCGACGCCACCGCAGUCUCUCACCCUUCAUCUCGCGGUGUUAAAAGCUCCGACUCACUUUCUUAUAUGGAGUCACCGCUCACAUCGAAACGGUUUUAACACCUCGUCACCAUCUCCAACACAUUUGUGGUUUCCUCUUUGGUAUAGAUUCGCGAUUCACCGCUGCAUCUCACCGUCUCUGAACCGGUAUGCCGCUUCACCAACCAUCGAAGCUUCCAUAGUGAAGUUUUCGUCUAAAGCUACGACCGCUCAAAAGAUCCAUAGCUCUUCAACGGACGGUAUAACGCCUCUUUCCCUUGUCGCUGGAUCUAUUGUGCAAGAGUGUGGAUUCGCCAGAUUUUCUCGAUACUAUGUUACUGCUGCGUCUCCAUUACAUUAUGCCGUCUCAAGCAUCGACGGUUCUUCACAUAGUCAGCUCUACGGUCCUGUGCAAGAGUGUGGACUCGCCAGUUCUUCAUGUUGUUACGUUAUCGCUGCGCCUCCAUCACACUACGCCGUCUCAAGCAUCGACGGUUCUUCACAGAGUCAGCCCUAUAGUGCCCCCAUCCCUAUCCUUGUCGCAGAAACUAUUGUGCAAGAGGGUGGACACGCCAGAUUUGCUCGUUUCUAUGUCAUUGUUGCGUCUCCAUCACAUUAUGCCGUCUCAAGCAUCGACGGUUCUUCACAGAGUCAUCUCUGCGACUUUCCCACCGGAGCUGUUAUCUUCUAUGGAGUUUCCCGGAACUCUUGCUUUCAAAACCCAUUAGUUGGGCUAUUCAACGUCGAUUUCGACUUAUGUGCGUUUCUUCGAACGCGAGCUUUAGGACUACAAGUGAAGUGUCUCUAUGGGUCUCUUCUCUCCUUAGCCACAUCUAUCUUUCGACAUGUUUUAGUUAUUUUCGUCUAUCAGUUUAUCGUCGAGAAUCUCUCCAGUUGUAAUCGACUUAACCCAUUGGGUCUUUAAUUUUAA